AACAUUCACUCUGUUGUAUCUUGUGAAAAGCAAAUCCAACAUAUUCUAUUCUGAUCAUCUCUCUCUUUUUUUCCCUCAAAAAUCUAAUUCUCCUUGUCUAAUGAAUUGCUUUUCCGUGCACUUUCACUUGCAUCUUCUGUUUCCCACACUCAGCAGAUCAGCAUACGAUUCUUCUUACGACGAGGGUGAUUGGUUCCUUCAAAAGUGCUUGUCUUGUGGCUCGUCAAAAUGGCAAAAAUUCGCAUCGAGGUUUGCGUGAUCUCCGCUCGCGGCCUCCAUCGAUCAUCAUCUUUCUUGAAGCCCCAGUGGUUUGCUGUCGGGUGGAUCGAUCCCAACAACAAGUACUGCACGAAGAUAGACAACUCUGGGAGCUCGAACCCAACAUGGGAAACCAAAUUCUCAGUAUCCAUUGAUGACACAAACUCCAACCUGCAAGGCCUGUCAUUGACCAUAGAAGUGUACAGAAGAGAACCGAUAUUCCUAAGGGAAAGUUUACAAGGAGCUGCAGUUGUGCAGCUCAGGGAAUUUCUGGCCAAGUUCUAUAAGCAUGCAGAGCCAUCAAGAUCAGGUAUUGAGGAGACUGGAAGUUUCCAACUAAGGAAGCGGAAUUCCGGGAAGCCACGAGGAUUUGUUGACAUCUCUGUUCGCAUCAUGGAGGAAAGGGAGGUCGUAGCUUCUCACCCAGGUCUGGUUGAAGGAUCCAGGCACUCAGAUCAUACGAAUGGAAUCAGACUGGCCAUAGAAGAUGGCCCUGUGAUAGGUUUUCCAACCCAACCUGAGCAACCUCCCCCUGGCCAGUUUGGAGGUUACAGCCAAAACAGCUAUCCUUACGGCCAUCCAAUCCCACCCCCUGUGAACCACCCAUACCCAUCAGAAUCAGGAACAGGGUACCACCGGCCUCCAGCUCCACCACCACCUCCACCUCCACCGCCCUCGAAUGCCGGCUUCCUGCCACCAUUAUUCCCGGGAACAAGCCGCAUGCCGGAGAACUAUGUGAAUCUCCCACCUUCAGGGCCUCCAGGGCACAGCAGUGGACCAGGCUUUGGGAUGGGGAUUGGUGCAGGGGCUUUGGCUGCUGGGGCUGCGAUAUUUGGUGAUGACUUCAUGUCGAGCACGAAUAUUCCAGCAGACUUCGAAAGCGGCAGCCUCAUUGUUUCUACAGAUCCUCCCUUCUAAGUUCUAAUCUUUAAGGAUGUUGUCUCAGUAAAGUCUGAUUCUGUUGUUUCUUCCUGUAUCUUGUAGUCUGAGACUGUGCAUAAUCACCUGUCAACAAGAUUUCAGCUCCAGCUAGUCUCUAUAAUUAAUGAAAAAUUUCUGUUCUUAUA
Molecule: messenger RNA, 1325 nt
Organism: Phoenix dactylifera (date palm)
Lineage: Eukaryota; Viridiplantae; Streptophyta; Magnoliopsida; Arecales; Arecaceae
Product: Calcium-dependent lipid-binding (CaLB domain) family protein
Biological process (GO): defense response
Source: RefSeq, a predicted model, not a curated record